UUGCUACCCAUUAUAUUACGUUCAUUGGUUCAGCCAGUUCAGAGGGAUGAAAAUGCCCGUCAUCAAGUUCAUACGGAUCACAAAUUAACUAAACGUGAGCUACGGUUUCUACAAUUCGCUUCUAUCGAGUACGAUGAUGUUAUCUACAUGAGUCCUAUGGAUUUCAUCGACUCCCUAACACUGGAUGCCCCACGAGAGCGUGUGUACCGAAGAGUGAUAAAGGAGAAGGAAUUGAAGAAGAUGCUGAAGAACACUCCAGCUUUUCGAUCAGGAAGCAAGGAAUUAUUUCGCUCACUCGAUCAAAAUGGCAUCAUUUCUUACUCGGAAUACAUAUUCCUCCUGACUUUGAUUACAAAAUCGAAAUCCGCCUUCAAAAUUGCUUUCUUGAUGUUUGACGGAGAUGACAACGGGAAAAUUGACAAGGAUGAAUUUCUUUUGGUAGGUUUUUGCCCUCCAUGCUUAUUACCACUAGUAAAGCGUUAUUUUAUAGGAGCUGAUACCCUUUUUGAAUCGUGCCAAUUGGAUGUGUCCGAUUUUCAUUUUUCGGUGGCACGUCCUUUCCGACUUAGCUCAGGAUCUGAUUCGUAUGCUUUACUAUUUAGUAUCUCUAAAAUGUUUGCUGCGCGCUCUGCUCAACUGUACGGAACUUGUCUCGUUCCCAAAAGCGAAGAAGAUGUGAAGAAGCAGGAUACGACUCUGUUGUUACACCUUUUCGGUCAAGGAGGAAACGGAAAAUUGUCAUUUAACGAAUUCAGAACUUUCUACGAAAACUUGCAAGAAGAAAUUAUGGAAAUUGAAUUUCAUGAAUUUGCACGCGGAAAAUCGACGAUCUCCCCCAUGGACUUCGCACGACUCGUUUUAAGAUACACCAUUGUUAAUAAGGACGACUAUCACACCUACAUUAAUCGAGUGAAGGAGCGUUCAAGUCCUGACGAUAAGGGUGUCACUCUCGGUCAGUGGGCCAGCUUUUCAUUGUUUUUGAACGAUCUGGAAGAGUUUAGCACAGCAGUACGUCUGUACGCAAAUGCGAAUAUGCCAGUUUCACAGCCGGAAUUUGCACGGGCUGUUUUAACGACCAUCGGCGAGCCUUUGGACCCAUACGUUGUCUCGCUCAUAUACAGGAUCUUCGACGCAAAUAAUGAUCAAACACUCAGUUAUCCUGAGUUUUUGGCUGUGAUGAAUGAUCGGUUGCACAGAGGACUCAAGGGUCGACUGGAUAAACCAUGGGGAUGGAGACCGUUCAAGAAUUGCGUGGUGAAUGAGCUAUCCCGCUAUUAA
Messenger RNA from Haemonchus placei, 1278 nucleotides. The record is from the annotation of a GenBank genome assembly. Lineage: Eukaryota; Metazoa; Nematoda; Chromadorea; Rhabditida; Trichostrongylidae.